AUGGAUCCGAAGCGCUUGUUAGUGAUCCUCACCUUACUUUCGCAGAUUGAGCUGCCUCCUAGUCAUGAAGCGAAUGACUUUGUGGAGGUGUGCAGUGGACAAGGUGAACUGAGCCGUGCUCUCUGGAGAAGUGGCCGGCAGGGCAAAGCUUUUGAUGUGGUCUACUCAAAGAACCACAACCUGCUACGAACGGUUGGCUUCCUAUCGGUACUUGCAGCAGUACGAAACACACGGGCAGGAGGGCUAUUGUUCUUCGCACCACCAUGUUCCACAUGGGUGUUUUUGUCUUCACCCAGUACUGGGAGGACUUGGCUUGACCCAGAAGGGUAUCCCACCAAGUGUGUCUUGCUGGCAAACAUCUUUGUGAUGCGCAUGCUGUACAUACUGUUCUACGCAUGGCGUCGUGGAAUUCACAUAAUGGUGGAGCAGCCAAUCAGUUCAGUCCUGUUUGAUUGGGCACCAGUCAAGAAAUUUCUGAUUCUGUGCAAUUCCAGGAAAGUUACGUUCCCCAUGGGAUCCUGGGGUGCUCCUUCGAUGAAGUACACCACGAUAUGGGGGACUCUUCCCGGUAUCUCCAGCCUCCGUCGUCCUUUGGAUUUGAAGCAGCUGAAGCGUGCCCUUGUUCUCUUCAACAAGUUGCCCAGUGCUUCACCCGGAAGGAACACCCUUGUCAAGAAGACGGUGGACAAAGCUGGCAAAAAGAGAGUGGGUAUCAAAAAAGCUUUGGAGCAAUCAGCGGUGUAUCCUCGGGACUUUGCUUGGGCCAUUGCUGGCCUGUUACCAGUGACUGGGAAGCGGCCGUCGAAUGACGAAAUCGAUGUUUCAUAUCAAGGAACUGGUUCAGAUUUAGGACUGAUGGAAAGCCUUAUGGACCAGCCCAAGCAAUCUCUCGUGAUUGCAAAUGUGAAGAGGUUUCAGUUCAGUCGAUGCUAG
Messenger RNA from Cladocopium goreaui, 933 nucleotides. The record is from the annotation of a GenBank genome assembly. NCBI's taxonomy places the organism in Eukaryota, Dinophyceae, Suessiales, Symbiodiniaceae.